UUUUUCAUCCACUUUUUUCGAAAUAAUAAUUUCGCUUCUAAAUCUUCUGUUUCCGGUAAUUAGGAUUGAAAUCAGGAACGUCCAAAUUAUAGCUAAGUGCACCAUUUCGCAGCUAGACAUUAUAUCGUAGAUGUUAGGCGCUGCUAGAACGUCAACCGUUCAUCGCCUACAGAGACUUCGCUUCUCCCUCAGCAUGCAGAGCGAUCAGCAGAUCAGAGUGCAACAUGACAAACAGGGCAAAGAAUUCUUCAUUUCCUGCGAAACUGGAGACAGGGCGGUCCUGACCUAUGAAAACAUGAGUGAAGACUCCGUAGACUUGCAGCACACGGUGGUCCCGGAGUCGCAGCGUGGUAAAGGACUGGCCAAAAUUCUCGCCAAGGAAGCUCUAGGAUACUUCGCAUCGCAGCAGAAGCAGAUGCAACUAUCGUGCUGGUAUCUCAAGAAGUAUGCAGCUGAGAAUCCUGAUCAGUCUUACGAUGCAUUUAUCAAACACCAAAAAUAACCCGAUCAAUCAUUCGAUUCGUUAUAAGACUCUAAAAACAUCCUAAUAAAUAUUUCAAUGCAUUUAUUAGACACCAUUGACGCCCUAAUUAGUUGCUUUAUUUAUCGAAAAGUGAAUACAACUCGAUAACUCGAUUAAUUUAUCCAACACAAAGGUAUUCGCGAUCAAUCUUUCAACUCAUUUAUCGAACAUUGUUAUUCAUUUAUCAAGCACUGCGGAUGUCCCGAUGAGUCUACGAUUAAUGUAUCAGGCAUUCCAGACGCCACUAAUGUCGCACAUUUGACCCAGUCGUUUGGAUCACAAGAAACAGCAAGCAACAGUAGCUUUUAAAAUAUUCAUAGCACAAAAUCUUUAUUCAUAAAGCUGUGGUAUGAAUAUCUGUGGGUGUGUCGUCAUGUCAGUAUAGACGGGACCAGUCAUGACUGGUACACAUACUGUCGUGCGCUUAGAAUCAGGGAGCACGAAACUCCCCUGUGUACGUCUGAUUUCUGUAGAAAGCUUGGAACGUCAUAGAUUUAUAAAUACAUUGCCUCAAUUCAAGCAUUUCAGUUAUAAAUUCAAUUCAAGCAGUUCAAUUAUAAAUACAUUAGUUAAACUGAAGACGUUCGAGUGUAAAAUUUGUCGAGUUUAAAUUGAUCAGUUAAUAAUUGCAGUUAUAAAUAAAUUGUUUCACCGUACUUUUAAUUAAUCCUUAACAUAACUUUUAUUCAUGUUGCUUAACUCUCUCGACUCGCUGUCAUUCACAAGUUAUUUUAUUUAUUUCGAACCGGAAUUCGGUGCUCUGAGCGUUCAUUAAAAUAAAUAGAUCGACUUAUU
Messenger RNA from Hyalella azteca, 1318 nucleotides. RefSeq names its product protein NATD1-like. NCBI's taxonomy places the organism in Eukaryota, Metazoa, Arthropoda, Malacostraca, Amphipoda, Hyalellidae. The transcript has 3 exons. The record is from RefSeq and is a predicted model, not a curated record. Bases 131 to 502 code for a protein of 123 amino acids.